AUGGCGCCAGUUUCAGAGGCGACACCGGAGCAGCUCGUGGACACGAUCCUUUUUGUGGAUGUGGACGGUGUCCUGAACGUCGGCAUUUACGACCGCUGUGAUGUGCCGAUCCUGCUGAAGUGUAGCGAGCUGUCCUUGGCAAGGGACAUCGUGGCCAUGGACUAUAGAGGCUUCGACUCCGCGACAGCCUACAAGAUUUGCGCACUCGCAGCUACCCCUGCAGAUCGCGAAGCAUGUACUACCUUCGAAGCCUUGGCCAGUCAAGACCAGCUGUCGAAGGUCCUCGUCGGACGUCUCGCCGAGCUCAUCGAGAGCGCUGGCUCGGGAUGUCAUGUGGUGCUGUCCUCCAGUUGGCGCAAGCGGCAGCACACAAAACGCCGUCACAAGCUGGAAGAAGAUUUGGGAGCUUCCUUAGGCCGGUCUUUUUCAUUUGAUGCCUUCACCCAACUCGCACCGGAGCUACAUGCCGGUGACCGUGUCCAAGUAAUCAGGAGCUACUUACAGGAGUUUGGACAGGAGUCCCGAGUUGCAGCGGAGCUCAAGAUUAUCGUCGUGGACGAUUUCUUCCUGUCGCCCUUGUCAAAGGUCGAUCCAUUCGUUUGCGGAAGUCAUCGCCUUUGCUGCUUGGAUGAGGCCGAAGACUACCUGUUGGAGCCCCUGGAUGCUUUGGGCAUCGAUGCUUCGUGCAAAAUCUUGCAUUGCUACGAUGAGGUGGUCACCAACAGUGGUCUCGUUCUUCAGGUGGGCACAGGACUCUCUAGCGACCUUCUCAAGGAGGCCAAACAGUUUCUGCUCCCGCCCAGCGAGAGCAGCGAGAGCAGCCCGCAGAAAUUCGAACGUCUUGGUUCCGGCCAUUUUGAUGGCGAGGAGGAUGAGGAGUGGAUGGAGAAGAGCUUCUUCCAGCUAUGGGCGACUUUUGCCUAG
Durusdinium trenchii is the source of this 924-nucleotide messenger RNA. The record is from the annotation of a GenBank genome assembly. Lineage: Eukaryota; Dinophyceae; Suessiales; Symbiodiniaceae.